CAACAUAACUUUCUGUCAUCAUAAAAACAACAAUCAUGGCAGACAAGAAGGAAAAAAUUGCUGCUGCCCGGAAAAAGCUAAAACAAUACCAGUCGAAGCAAAAACAUGAAGGCCCCAGCAAAAGUGAAGACGACUCCGCGAGGGAAACUCCUGUUCCGGUGCCUAACAACAACAACAACAACAGUGCCGAACAAACGCCACCCCCAAAACCCAAUGAUGACAUCCAAAACCAAAACCACUUGCUGCAAGAAAUUCCAUCCACUAUUGCCUCUAUGCAACCAUCAUCCUACAGUGUGGCGCAUUAUUUCAGUAACAAUGCUGGUCAACUAGUACCGGAUUUCCUCUCAAUGGAACCACAGGUUGCCCGACCGGAACUGCCUGCGCCGAUGGAAGUCAGUGCGCACAGUAUCAAUCGAAUUUCGGAGGAAAUCGGGCAUCUGAUUGCGAAUGCCAGUGCUGAUCUGGGGCCACAGAACACGAUCUUAGAGUUGGAAUCGGAAAAGGCAGAACUGUCACGGGUGAUGAAUGCGCAAAAGUUGGAGAACGACGAACUACGGUUGAGGCUGAGGAAUAACCAAUCGUUGGUGGAGGAGUUGAAGAAUGAAGUCGACAAAUUGAAGCUGGAGAAUAGCACUAAGGUGACGAGCGAGCUGGGACCAAUUCAGGAACAGUUGCAGAUGCAGAUCCAAGCGGUAGGGGUGCUGGUCGGGGAGAAGGCCGAGCUGACAGCGACGGUGGGCAAGUAUCAGAGUUUGAUGAAGGUAAAGGCGACGGAAAAUGAUGAGCUACAGAACCGGUUGAAAGCGUCCAGGGCAACAGUGCAGAAGUUGGAGAAGGAACUGGAAGGAAUGAAACAAUCCGGUUCAAGAUUCGAAGAUUUGGAGCGAACGAUAGGGACUCAGUUGAAUGAGUACCAGACGGAAGCGAAUAAGUUUAAGAAAUUGUACGAAGAUCUCCAGGAAGAUUUGAGCGAGUUGAAGCAGAAGUUGCUGGUUCGCAAUCAGGAGUACCAGCUGGUGCAGAAAGAAUUGGAGCAUACGAAGUCUGAGCUGGGUUUGUCAAAGCUGCGGAUCGAACAGCUCUCCUCGGAAGAUGAUUUGGAUUUCAAUGCAAAGGUUGAGUCCUUGAGUCAGCAGAAUUUGAUCAAAUCGCAGCAGAUCAAAGAUUUGCAGGGGCUAAUCAGUCGAAUUGGAAGCGAACGGGACCAGAGCAGUCUGCAGUAUAAGGAAUAUGUGCUCCAUUUGAACCAAGAUAUGGCCAAUUUGGCCAACAAUAUGCGGGAACUGACGGAGGAGAACAAUCGAUUGUCUUCUCGGGAGGAAAAUUUGGUGCGACACGUCGGUGAACUGGAGAAGCAAAUCCAGCAACAGUUGACGAAACAGAAGACCUAUGCAGCGCAGCAGCACGAUUCAACGGAGGCGGGAGAGCAGCAGGCUGCGCUGGAAGCAGAAGUAAAAGUGUUGAAGGAAAACAUUUCCACGAUGGAGGUCGAACGAGCGGAACAUAUGAACCGAAACCAAUCGGUGGAGCAACUUCAUCAAAAGUACGAGGAAAAUCGGAAACAAAGCGAAGAGAAGAUUACCGAGCUGCAGCUGGCAUUGGAGCGAUUGCAGGUUGAUAAACCGGACGUAGCAAAGUUGAUGGCAGAGAUCGAAAGCGGAAAAGUUGGUGCAUCAAGAGCAGUAGCACAGAAUAUGGAACUGAAAGCACAGUUGGAAGAGAUGCAGAAAGCGUUUGUGCAAAUUAGUAACGAUAAAUUGGAAUUAACGGACAAGUUGCAAACCGAGCUUCAUCUGGGUAAGGAGAUGAAAUCCACGUAUGGUCAGCUAGAAGAAGAAUUGAAUGCGAUUCGUGAGAAGCUUCACUACAAGGACGAGGAAAUGAUUCGUUUGGCUCACGAGACCACCGAACUGAACAAACAGAUUUUCCAACAGAAUCAGGAAAUCGAUCGAUUACGGUACUAUGAAUCCCGGGCAAAUGACUCCAACAUCCUGCAGGCGGAACUGCAGCGCACUCAGCAACAGCUUCAGCAGGUGCAGCAGAACCAUCGUACGGAUCCAGUUUCAAGCGAUGAAAAUGGUAGCCCUCAUCACCCCAACUGCAGCAGCCUUGAUCAAGAAGAAGAGCACCAUAACAAUGAACAGCACGAACUUCACAGGGAAAUUGAAACCUUGAAACAGGAGAAAAACGAACUAGUGAAUGCCAUUAACAGUCUGCAAAGCAGGUCAAAACCAAGUCCGGCUCACGAACAAGCUGGCGAGAAUCACGUGGACAAGCAUGACGGCAUCAGUGAUAGUGUUUCUACUGUGAGCUUGCCCACGCACGAGGCCAUGGAAAAAUUGCAAGCACGUUUCAAACGGACCAUGCUGGAAGUGGCAGAGCUGACGGAUGAAAAGCAACGACUAGAGCACUUGGUCAUGCAGUUGCAAGGUGAAACGGAAACCAUUGGUGAGUACAUUACGCUCUAUCAGCAGCAGCGACGUAUGUUGAAGCAGAAAGAUAUGGAGCGUGAUCUUCAGCUGGAACAGCUGGCCCAUGACCGAGAGAUGAUGAAACUGAAGCUCAAGGAGCUCAACUAUCUGGUUCAUCAGCUUGUGAUAGAAAAGGGUGGAUCCAUUCCCCUGAACUCGCCGAGUCCAACGCCAUCCGGCGAUCAUCAGCGCAACCUGCCGCCAUUUGUCGAUCUACCGUCUUCUCCUAGUCCGAUCAGCUCUUCGCCGAUUCCCAGUGAAAAUGGGGACGGCACUGAAGUGGCCAAGGUGCACAUCAAACCGACUGAAACCGCCGGCCGGAUCCUAUCGUUGCUGAGCGACAUCAAGGAAGCGAACAUCCCCUACGGAAGUGGAGUGCAGCACUGUUCGUGCUGCCAGGGGCGACUCGAAACGGUCUAGAAAGCCUAACGUGAAAAUCAUUACCAAACAAAAUUGUGUUAUAGGUACUACGACUUGCUGCAUUCGAGAAAGGCUUUCACGGUACGAGCAAAGUGGUGCGUCCCGAUUCCCCGCGUUUGUGCAUACGAGUGCUUUACAGUGCAACUGUGGUUAAUUUUUUUUAUAUUUAAACGGUAAAUUAGUAAACUUUUUAUUUCACUUGC
Ochlerotatus camptorhynchus is the source of this 3094-nucleotide messenger RNA. Its product is annotated as Golgi matrix protein 130 kD. Bases 36 to 2891 code for a protein of 951 amino acids. Gene Ontology annotation, biological process: Golgi organization. Lineage: Eukaryota; Metazoa; Arthropoda; Insecta; Diptera; Culicidae. The record is from RefSeq and is a predicted model, not a curated record. The transcript is spliced from 4 exons. Gene Ontology annotation, cellular component: Golgi cisterna membrane; Golgi apparatus; cis-Golgi network.